Paramuricea clavata is the source of this 2580-nucleotide messenger RNA. The record is from the annotation of a GenBank genome assembly. Lineage: Eukaryota; Metazoa; Cnidaria; Anthozoa; Malacalcyonacea; Plexauridae.
CUACUAUCUGGGCACAGAAUAAAGAUCAGUGUGCCUUAUUCUGUGAUCUGGGUGAACAUACCGGGGGGGAGGUUGGUGAAAUUAGGUAUAAAAUUGCGGCGAAUGGCGGUAAAUUUGCAAAUGAAAAUAAUCGAAAAUAAAAGACAUAACAAGUGUAUUUCUUUACCAAAAAUCUCUUGAAACAAAGAAUUGGAUAAAUGUCUAAACGACAGACAUGCGUUGUGUUAUCACUGGAGAAUCUGUGAGGCUUUUUGCGAGAGCAAUUCAUUGCCUUGCAAAGAUUGGCCAUGAAAUUUAUGUCGAACCAUUGAAGAAAGGGCUAUCACUAAGAACGGUAAAUUCUACAAGAUCAGCUUAUGGAUGUUUUAUAUUUAUGACAAGUUUCUUUCAAACUUAUGAUGAUGGUAUUUCUGAUGACGACAAUUCUUCUAACGACGGACUUAAAUGUAAACUUUCGGUGAAAUCAUGUCUGACUGUGUUUAAAUCUCUCAGCACUAUUGACAGAAUGGUUGAUCGAUGUUCAAUCAGAAUGAACGGGCAAGAAGAGGAAUUAACAUUCCUCCUUUACUGUCACCAUGGUAUUACGAAAACCUAUAACUUGUCAUACCAAGAUUGCGAAAGCUUGCAAGCAGUCUUUACCAAAGAUUUCUCGCCAAAUUUGAUCAACGUCCAACCCCGAAUACUUGGUGAGGUUGUGACGAAUUUCCAAAACGCGCAAGAAGAAAUCUCGUUAACAGUUUGUCCGCAAAAUAUGGUAGUCACUAAUUAUGUUGACGAGGACGAGGACCCUGCAAAGGUGAUUAACACGAAGAUGGUCUUGGUUGCCGAAGAAUUUGAAAAAUUUCAAAUUGGAGUCGAUACCGAAAUAACAUUCUGUUUAAAAGAACUAAAGGGAAUCAUAAUGUUUGCAGACUCUACCGACCACAACUUGGAUAUUCAUUUUGAAUCUGCGGGGAAACCGAUCGUAUUUAGUUUGGCAAGUGAUCCAACUUUUGAAGCCAAUUUUGUCCUCGCAACUUUGAUUGAUCUACCUGGAACACAAAUGUCUGAACAGACAAACAGACAGAAUGGAUCACAGAAAGUGAGCGACCCCAAGGAAAGUGCAAGUCCGUCACAUUCUCAACACAUGCUCGACAACGAGUUUGAUUUAGAUGCAGAGGAAGACUGGGCCAAUGACAUCAUUGCUGCAGAAGAACAGAGUGUCCAACAAACAUCAAGGAGAAAUAGUGGAGAUAAACAUCCUGGCUUUGAUGAUUUUUUUCCAUUUCAAGAUGGAAAAAAAGCAAGCACGUCUUCUCAAAGAAGGAAGUCAAAUGAAGAGCAUGCGAUCUCUGUGAAGAACAUACGAUCACCACCACACAGUGUGCCAAGCGAUUUAGCAUGUGCUGAAAUGCCAGGCAGUAUGAGUGUUGAUUCAGAGAAGUCACCGGGUAAUAGCAAUAAAAGCUUAUUACAUGAGGGCAAUACAUGGGUGGAUUUAUACUGGGCUAAGUUUCAUUCCUCCCAGGUUACAAUAAAACAAUGUACACUCCAGAGGACUUGGUUACCUCAGGACCCUUAUUGAUAAUAGAUACUUUUGCAUCUGAAAGGGCUACACUGAAUUUUAUAUAAGUUUCAUUCAUUCAAUAUUUUUAAAUGUUUUUAGGUAUAGCAGUACGAUCUGGCAAAAAUAAAACUGUACGACAAAAACCCAGAGGGAAAAAACACGAAGGCAAAGUUUUGGUUGAUGACGAACAAACACAAGACAGUAUUCCUAGUACACCACCAAGUAAAAAGUUUAAGUCUAUGUUCUUCAGUGCAAUGUCAGGCAGGAAGAACAAUACAACUGUCGAGAAACAGUCUAAUGCAACCGUAGUUCUAGUUGAAGACUCUGAUGUGGAAUCUGAUUAACAUUUGAUUUCACUUCCACUGACAGUUUUAUCCCACUCAGCAGUAACUGGUGGUCAACUUGCAGAUAUCAGAGUGAAAAACAAUUUCCUUUCCACUUUUUCAUAGUAUGGUCUUGUAUUUGGUGGCAAAUAAAAGAUGUACGAAGGAGAGUAAACGCUUCAGAAUUUGACCACCAUUUGCCGUCCUGGUUGUUGAAAAUCCACCAAUGAAAUGAUAGCAGAAACUACUUUCUAGGUUUUCUCUGCAUGCUUUGGUUUUAAUAUAGUAUUUCUAUAUAUGCAUAUAUCUAGCCUUAUAUCACACUUGCGUCGGUUUUCUUUGUUCGUCCAAGGUUUAUAACUAGCUUAUAUACCUUGAAUAAAUGAUUGGAUUAAACUUGUAGACAAAACACGAGAAUUUUUCAUUAAAAAUUUUUGAAAAUGACAAAAUAUGUUGGAAAACCUCCGCAAGUGUGAUGUAAGUUAGUUAUAAACCGAAUAAGUCGGUUUAUAACUGAUAUAUUGCCCCUCGGACGCUACGCUUCCUCGGGUCAAUAUAUCAGUUAUAAACCUCCUACUCGGUUUAUAACUCUUACUUAUGCCAGCCAUGUUUAAAUGCUUUAUGGUUUAUGGAAUGCAAUAAAAAUCAUACACCCUAAGUUUACUUGGUGUAGUAUAUUUCUUGUUACAUGAACACCACCAGUACAUGAAC